Molecule: messenger RNA, 1557 nt
Organism: Drosophila biarmipes
Lineage: Eukaryota; Metazoa; Arthropoda; Insecta; Diptera; Drosophilidae
Product: probable G-protein coupled receptor Mth-like 7
Exons: 6
Coding region: 1-1557 (518 amino acids)
Biological process (GO): cell surface receptor signaling pathway
Cellular component (GO): membrane
Molecular function (GO): G protein-coupled receptor activity
Source: RefSeq, a predicted model, not a curated record
AUGAAAUUGUCGUUGCAAUGGUUCUGCAUAGUGAUCUUUGCAAUUAUUUUGAGGAAAUCCAGUGCCGAAAUACCCGGCUGCGACUUUCAGGACACUGUUAAUAUCUCAAAUGCUGAAACGCAAAACGACGAAUACGUGUACGACGGUCUGCGAAUUUCCGCUGACCUUAUCGGGGAGUACACAUCUGUGCAGCUGAUCAAUGGAUCCACAGUUCCCGUACCGAGACAUCUAAGAGCCUGCAUCUGCCGGCUGAGGACCUGUGUUCGGUUCUGCUGUGUGAUGGAAAAUUCGACGGCCCCAGAUGAAUGUAGCGACGGGUUGACAGAGGAAAUUGCCCGCGAGAAGCCUUUUCUGAACCUGUACCAUAUGAAUGAAAAUAACAUGUCCGUAACGACUAAAAAGCAGUAUCUUCACUCCGACUUAACUGUUCUAAGGACCCAGACUUUGGGCUGCGAAGUGCAUGUUAUACCUCAAAAUGAGUUCAUGAUGUUUGCGGACGGAGACUUGCUCGUCGCCAUUCCCAAAAUGAGGCUCACAAAAUCCGAUUACUGCCUCUACCACAAGCAGUCCUUUGCCACUUUUCCAAUGUCCUUGCGGAUAGUCAUCAAUGAAUGCAAAACGAAUGAUUACGAGUACGAAGUGGAAGAUAGUCUAGUAAUCAGCAAUACUGCCGAAAUGCAUGAUAUCCCAGAGAGUAAGACAACUUACUCUUACUCAACUUCAGUUUUUCCUCCAGUCCUCAAGAUCAUAUCGAUUGUUCUCCUGAUCCUCACAUUGGCAGUGUAUGUUUCCGUUAAGAAACUAAGAAAUUUGGUCGGCAAGUGCCUUUUCUCCAGCCUGUUAUGCCUGUCGAUAGUGAGCCUCAUCGGUGUAUUGGAAGAUUUUAAAGUGUUGGGCAGCAUUUCCUCUCUAACAGAUUACAGUUUGUUCUUCUUCACGAUGUCUUAUAAUAUGUGGGAAUCUGUGAUAAGCUUUUGUUUGUGGAGAAAUUUGAGAUCUAACAUUUCCGAGGAAUCUCAAUACGGCUUUAAGUUCUUCACCGCCCUUGUUUGGAGCGCAGUAGCCAUCCUGACUGGAGCCAUUUUUUUGAUGGACGAAGCUAGCGGUUGGAGUUGGAUGUCCUUGGCUGGCUUUCUUGAAUGUUCUAUGACGAUUUCGAAACGCUGUUUAUACUAUCAAGUACCAAUACUGAUCCUAAGCACCUUCAACCUAGUCAUGAUUAUCCUGACCGCCAACUACCUUUUGAAAGCGAGGAACCAAGGAAAGGAUGUAGUCGAAGAGGAGGAAGCGUUGAGCCAUCCCAUUUUCGACAGUCAAAACUACAAGGUUUUCUUUCCGCUUUCUACCUUGAUGUGCAUAUCCUGGAUUUUGAGUUUAUUAUCGGUGUUGCGGCAAGUUUCGGAGCCUGUGCAACAUGUGUAUUUUGUUAUGGACUACUUUGAGUCCAUUCUUGGCAUGAUCACAUUUGGCCUGCUUAUUCUGAGGCGUAGCACUCUCAGCCACCUUUUAAACAGCCCUGGUAUCGGCAGCGGCGAUAACGAUAUGUUGCGAUAUUAA